Messenger RNA from Microplitis mediator, 843 nucleotides. Its product is annotated as histidine-rich glycoprotein-like. NCBI's taxonomy places the organism in Eukaryota, Metazoa, Arthropoda, Insecta, Hymenoptera, Braconidae. The record is from RefSeq and is a predicted model, not a curated record. The transcript has 5 exons. Bases 1 to 843 code for a protein of 280 amino acids.
AUGAAGCAUCAUGAACAUGAUCAAGGUUACCAUUAUAACCACCAUGAUCACAACGAUUAUGGUCCCCAUAAUGGUCACGACCAUGAUGAUCAUCAUAAUCAUGGUCAAGAUGAUAAUCAUGAUGAUGAUCAUAAUCGUGGUAACGAUGAUGAUCAAGAUCAUGGUCACGAGGAUCAUCAUAGUGGUGACUAUGAUAGGGAGCGUAAUCGUAGUGAUCAUGGUGAUUAUAAUGGUAAAUCAGAUCGAUGUGAUUAUAAUGUGAUUAUGGUUCUUAUGAUGGUAAACUUAAUCGCGGUCAUGAUGGUCACCGUGAUCACGGUUAUGAUGAUGGCCAUGAUCAUUUAUGAUGAUGAUCAUUAUCAUGGUCACGAUGAUAAUCAUUAUCAUGAUGAUAAUGACCAUGAUGGGGUCCAUAAGUUGAGUGAUCAUGGUUCUUAUAAUGGUAAACUUGAUCAUGGUCAUGAUGGUGACCAUGUUAGUUGUCAUAAUGGUCACUAUGAUCGUGGUCAUGAUGGUCAUGAAGGUCACCGUGAUCAUCAUAGUGGUGACUAUGAUAGGGCGCAUAAUUAUGGUGAUAAUAGCAAUUAUAAUCGUGAAUUGGAUCAUUGUGAUCAUAAUGGUAAACUAGAUCAUCAUCAUGACCAUAAUCAAAUUUACCAUUAUAAUCACCAUGAUCACCACGAUUAUGGUCCCCAUAAUGGUCAUUACCAUGAUAAUCAUCAUAAUCAUGGUCAUAAUGAUAAUCAUGGUCAUGGUCACGAUGAUGAUCAAGAUCAUGAUCACGAUGAUCAUCAUGUCGGUGACUGUGAUAGGAAGCAUAAUCGUGGUUAUCAUAGUGAUUAA